AUGCAACAUCGCACACAAGAAAACUUCGACGAAGCCAUUUUAGUUUAUCAAAGUGCAAUGGAUCAGCCUGUGGCAAAUCCUCAGAAGCGGUUUGAAUGUGCUGAAGCGCACAUGCGAUUUUUGACGGAUAACCCUCAAUUCUGUACCCUUGCUGCGUCGCUUUCCGCGCAUUCGCGCGUCGUGGACGCACUCCCCGAACUUGUCUGGUUCGGUCACAGUGUUCAGCGUCGAUUCGAAGACUCUGCUCAGGUUGGGAAGCUCGUCAAUUCGGCCGUGUACGUUGCUAUCGAGAGCGGGGAACUCAGGCAAGCUGUGCGGUGGCUUGAAGCUGGCAGGAGCCUCAUCUGGACACAGAUCGCAUCCUUACUAGGCCCCAUGGACGAUCUCGAGGAAUGCCAUCCUGAUGCUGCAAACGAGUUGCGCGAAGCUCGACAGAGACUACAGCAACUUGGCACAGCCGCUCAGAUCGGUAUGCACGCGCCGACCGCCGUCGUUCGGCGUCCUGCACACAGUGACCCCACGACUCCCCGUCACUAUGUCCUCCCUAUCGAAACGGCUUCGGACCACUAUCAGCGAGCGGCUAUCGGCUAUGAUGCACUUUUAAAGAAGAUCCGCUCUUUAGCUGGGUUCCAAGACUUCAUGCGGCCCAAACAGUUAACGGAUCUCGUUGCGUCACCCGCAUUCCGCCGCUUGAGUGCAACCGCCGUUGUUUUCAUCAAUGUUGCCGAGGCAUCUUGCGACGCUCUCGCCCUUUCCAAAGAUGGCUCUGUGAAACUCGUUCAGCUUCCAGCUCUCUCACUGAAGCGCGCGGAGAAGUUACGCUCGUUAUGGACCGUGCAUGUUGGCCUUCGCAGAGGUCACAGACGCGGAGAGAUGCCUCGAGCUGUCGUGCGGAACAGACACAUACACUCGAUCUACGUUCGCAUACUGAGUCUGCUGUGGUCAUGGGUCGUACAUCCGAUCCUACAAGAACUGGGUCUUAUCACAGAACCGUCAGGGGAACCAUCAUCACACAUCGUCUGGUGCCCCACGGGACCUCUCACUCAGCUACCGUUGCAUGCGGCAGGGAAUUACAACCAAAGGGAGCCACGUCUCCGAGUCUUCGACUUCGUCAUGUCGUCGUACACUCCAUCCCUCUCGGCGCUGCUCAGAUGCCUGGGAAAGGACGUAUCCGGGACUCUUCCAAGAAUGUUGGUCGUCGCACAAUCUUAUACUCCUCGUCUCGGGUCGGCGCCUCUGCCAUGUGUACGCGAUGAGACUAAUCGUCUUCGCGCGAUCAUGCCUGGAGAAGGCCACGAGUUCUUCGAGGACGAGCAGGCAUCGGUCGAACCCACGCUCGCCGCAAUUAAGCAGCACAGCUGGGUGCAUUUCGCAUGCCACGGCUCGCAAAACGCGAAGGAUCCGACUCUGACCGCGAUCGAGCUGCACGACAAACCUCUCACGCUGGGGACGCUGAUACACAACGUCUCCGAGAACGCGGAGCUGGCAUUUCUUUCAGCGUGCGAAACGGCCGUGGGCGACGAGAAGAUACCGGAGGAGUCGGCGCAUCUGGCGGCAGGGAUGUUGGCGGUCGGGUUCAAGGGGGUAGUGGCGACUAUGUGGUCGAUUCAGGACCAGGACGCCCCGAUCAUCGUCGAGGCGUUCUACAAGAAGUUGCUUGAGCUACGCGCGUCUGGGGAUAUGCCGUUGGGACAUACCGGCGCGGCGCGUGCUCUGCAUCAUGCGACAAUGGUGCUGAAGGAUAAGGUCGGCGAGGGCAACUUUGAGCGAUGGGUUCCGUUUGUACAUUUCGGCGUCUAG
Peniophora sp. CBMAI 1063 is the source of this 1800-nucleotide messenger RNA. Lineage: Eukaryota; Fungi; Basidiomycota; Agaricomycetes; Russulales; Peniophoraceae. The record is from the annotation of a GenBank genome assembly.